AUGAAAAGCACAGUGUUCCAUAAAAUUAUAAAACGAGACAAGGGGAUUUUCCACGGUCGAAAUUUUUCCAUAUCCACAGACUCAGUGACGUGGAUUCACGUGUAUUCCCUUUUUAUUACUCCCGAGGGCCAGUUAUUCUCGUCGGAGGAAAAUGAAAACCACUACCUCCUUCUUCAGUCUUUGCAAUCGUGCCACGUUCAGGUGUUCCCCAACAUGUCGUCGGCUUCCACGACGAGCCAGCUUCCCACUCUUCAUCGUCUCAAGAAGGGAGCUGCUUCUCCAGCCAGUGGAACCAGCGCUGAUGACCCACCGGUGAUUUUCAUCAAAACAUUUGACAACGAAAAACUUUAUAUCAAAGUCACUUCCAAGACAUACUUCACCAACUUGAUUGCCGCCUUGAUGGUCUGGCAAUUUAUGAAACCCCAGGGUCUUGUGAAGAAAUGGUACUGGGAAAGUGGUUCGCAACAGGUGGUGGAAGAGAGUAGAUCUCACCUGCAAUCUAUAUCCGUUUUGGUGUGUCGCUGUAAAGUAUACGGCCCCAUUCCAUCCAGAAAUAAGAAUAUCACCAUUGUCAAUGGUCCAAAAGCUCCAAUGUUCAACCCUAAUAGUCUGUUUGAGCACCUGGACUCGCUGCUCGCUCAAUUGCAAAACCAACAUGGAGGCACGGACAAUGUUAGCGAGGGAUGGUUCUACGCCAUGGGUGUGCUCAAAUCAGACGGCAUUCUCAACUUUAUCACCGAACUUGACGGCACCCUCCUCUACUCCGUGGACAUGACCACCAUUUUCUCGUCCGAAAUCCGCCAAGUUCAUCACUCAAUCUUCGACAAUUCCAAUACUCUUUUUCUUGGCCAGCUCAGAAUGCUUCGGUUGAACAACACCAUCAAAACCGUUUCUCCCUCAGACCAACUACUUCCUCCAUUCUUAACAAAAGACGGUAAGCCCACUCCGAAUAACGGCCGCUUGAUGAUCCAGUUUCCACUCCAUAUUGAUCUAGAAGAUUGGUUUGUUGGAUUAAACUACUUUGCUCGCCGUGAAUAUAUCGGCUCGUUUAGCCCCAAAAUCAAAUCCAAUCAGAAACCCAACUCGCCCGACAUUCAAAGUGAAGAAGAUGUGAGCGGUAUCCAAGAUACCACCAUCGAUGAGUCAUUUGCUAGUACUAUGACUGGAAGCGAGACGCUAAAGACCAAAACGAGUCUACUGGAGUAUAAAAGAGAAAGCUUUCGAGUUACCAAGAAACUCAAAAUCGACCUCAUUGAAGCAAAGUUUGACAAAGAUCUACCAGGCGAGGGAGGUAUUUACGCAGAAGUUUACAUGUGGGGAUACCCGUGGUCGAGAACAGCUCCAGUGAAACAUGCUAAUAAUCCAUUCUGGAAGGAAGAAUUUUCCACUGACUUGCCAAUACUGACUCAGAUAGUACACAUAUUGAUCAAGAAAGGUACUCUGGCCAAAAGGUAUAGUCCCAACGAUGAAUUGGUGGGAACGGUUUACUUAACGCCAGAUAUAUUAAAUAAGCAGGGCCGGCCAAAUUCUACAUUAAUUCAAGAUGCAAAUGGAACCAAAAUACGUGGCCAUGAUACCUCAGAGGCACCGCUCAACAGCAUUACCAACGACAUCGUUCGGCUCUCCAUUUACGACCUGUCCAACAUUGUGAUUGGAAAACUUGUUCUUACCGCCAAUCUUAAAGAGUUCCAUAUAUUGAGCCCAACUCACUUCAAAUCUUUUGAGAAUAUGUUGGCCCACGCUCCAAUGAAAGAUCUCAUCAAGUACUGCAAUGAUACCAUACCCACAUCCGAGAUAGAGAGCGUAAGUAUGCUUCUCUUGGAUGUCUUCCAAACGCUAGGCGUCGAAGACGACUGGUUCAAAGCAUUGAUGGAAAUGGAACUUGUCAAUGUUGAUAUGGCUACCCGUAAGAAUUACGCUAAAAAAUCCGGCUCAAAAAGCUCGUCAAACAACGUAUUCAACACCCUUUUCCGUGGCUCAUCAAUUUUCUCCAAAUCGCUAGAGAACUACAAUUUGCGAAUAGGGCAAGAGUAUUUGGAAAAAGUUUUUGGUGAUUUUUUCUCUAAAAUUUCCACAGACAAAAAGAACUGUGAAGUGGAUCCACGGUAUGUUAGAGCUGCUAUUGUGGCUGCAAGAAAGGGCGAUGCUGGUUCGGAUUAUGACGACUCUGACGACUACGAUAGCGAUGAAGAAAAGGAGACUGAUGAUGCGGUUCGCAAGCAGGUGGAUUCCAACUUUCAAAACUUGCUAGGAUAUUGCGAAGAGAUAUGGGACAAGAUCUGCAAAACAAGUAAAGACUUACCAGAACAGAUUAAGAAGCAACUCAAGAACUUUAGGACCAAGGUAGAGUUGGCAUGUGACCCUGAGGAUAAAGUCACUGCUUUGAACUGUUUGAGUGCGUUUAUAUUCUUGAGGUUUUUUUGUCCUGCAAUUCUCAAUCCAAAGUUGUUCUAUCUUACUAAGGAUCACCAGACUGGAGACUCGCAAAGAACUCUCACUCUUCUUGCAAAGGUGUUGUUAAAUUUGGCCAAUCGACAAGAAUUUUCACCUCACAAAGAGCCACAUUUGGUUCGUAUGAAUGAAUUUUUGAAACGACAAGAAGAAAAUCUUUUUGACUAUUACGACAAAAUAACGGGCCGGAAGAAUGACUUCAACGAGAAGAUAUUGGAGCUCUCUCAUGAUAUGAAGAGGUUCGACCUCGGUCUCUCAGAUACCUCCACGUCGCUGGAGCUUCCUACCAACCCUUACUUGAUCGACAAGUAUCAUCGGCUAACAGAAUUGGUACAGUUGCUCGACUUGGGUAAGUACACUGCCAAUGGACAUGAUAGUGUUACGGGCUCAAUUGCAACCUCGGGCACACCUUCGGUUUCGCAGCUGCCUCGAGGACCCAGUCCGUACCGACAAAGUAAAGAUUCUUAUGAUCUUGGAGGUGGUUCUGGUGAAAUACAACUAAACGGUCAGCGGAAUGUUUACCAAAUUGGAUCGUUGGAAUUUGAAAAAUCCGAGUUUCUUGAUCUUGCUGGCGACGACGAAACGGAAGGUUUUAUCAAAUCGUUGUGCCGCAGCAACGAGGAUAUCUUCUCGUUCAUUGCCAGCAGUAUCACAUUGAAAGACUUGCAAAAGCGAAGCUACACUCUUUGCAAUACUAUCAACGACUUGGAGCAAUUCUUGGAAACCCAAGAGGUACCGUCUAAUUAUCAAGGUGACAGCCAAAUGUGGGAGGCUCUAACUAACGAGAUCAUGUCACACACCUACUUGGACAUCAACCGCAACGCAAUUGUAUUUAUACAAGGUGGAGUUUUCGUGCCGUCCAGCUACAAGAGUUUCAUCUACAAAGCCCUCAGCUAUCUCAAAUUGCGAUUUCCUGAAAAUGACGUCGCAAAUAUCGCAACAUCUUCCAGCAAUACGUCUUUGUCCAGCGCCUACAAGCCGGAGAAAAAGAACAUCUUCAAGCGGAUUUUGAAGAAAACAUAG
Molecule: messenger RNA, 3474 nt
Organism: Meyerozyma guilliermondii ATCC 6260
Lineage: Eukaryota; Fungi; Ascomycota; Pichiomycetes; Serinales; Debaryomycetaceae
Gene: BUD2
Product: Bud2p
Exons: 1
Coding region: 1-3474 (1157 amino acids)
Biological process (GO): regulation of GTPase activity
Source: RefSeq, a predicted model, not a curated record